AUUCCAAUUUCUUGUGGCGGAUUGGCGACCGUCUACAUUCUCAUCACCUUCUCUGGAGCUUGAUCCUACUCUCACUCUUCGCUCCAAGGUUCGGCUUUCUGAUGCCCCAACAGCUUCUUUCUUGCGGUCCAUUUGCCUGUUCUUUUGUGAGUGGAGAAUUUUUUGCAAACAGCUUGGGAUGUUGUGGAGGCUGGUGUAACAGAGGAAGCAUCCAGUAGUGGUGCUACCUGAUAUAAAGUAUUGAAGAGCCAAUAUACGAGUUCUAUGGUAGGAGCCGCUCUGGUUGGAGCUAGCAUGGCAGCUGUUAGCCUCACAGGGCCUCCUUGUAGAUGUUCAAGCUUAGAAACAGCUGCCGCGGGAGUGGUAGUAGCAAGGAAGCAAGGACAUUCUUGCUGUAAAAGCCAUAAGAAGACCAUUAAACAGGCGCAUUUGUACAGCGAAAUGACUCACGCAUGGCAGGAUUCACGGCUAAGUGCACGGGUUUUGUUCCAUUUGAUUCCGUGCUCUGCUAGCGGUCAUCACGCACCCGUGGUCGUCGAUGACCUUGGUGGCCAGUAUGAGGACACGUUUGAUGACGUUGAGAAACACUUGCUCGAUUACUUUACUUUCAAAGGCGUCAAAACAGUCCUGGCACAGCUUUCGGAGAUGAACCCAACUGAGUACGCUUGGUUUUACAAUUUUGUAGUUAGCAACAAACCCCAAGACAGCAAGCUCUUCCUUCGAUCGCUAGUUAAAGAAAGACAAGAACUGGGCGAAAGGGUAAUGGUGACUCGUUUACACCUCUUUAACAAAUGGGUCAAGAAAUACAAUCAUGUACAAAUGCACGAGGCGAUAUCAAACCAAAACUUGGAGUUGCUGCGAGAAAGACUAAUGCAAACAGUGAAGCUACCUUCCGACGGUGAAAAUAUUGAUAGGCCUCCAUUGCGAGGAUCGGACUAACUCUUUUCCUCCAAAUCGUCUUCUCCUGAAUAUCACUUUUGCUAGAGGGGGGGUUGCUGAUUCACGUCUUGAAUGCAUGAUCUGAUAUUGGAUUAAUAUCGAGGUUGGAAUCUGCAAUGAUAUCUUGCAUUCAAAACGUUAUGCAUCGACAAUCGUCUAGUGCUCAUUGCGUCUCAGGGGUUUUCUCCCAUCUCCCAGAUUUGUUCCGUCAUGCUGCUGGCAUUGCUUUUCUGGCUUUGUAGUUUGAGCAGCUAAGGCUGGGGAUAUCAGUCAUGAUUAUUCAAAUUGGUUGGAGGAUGUUUCAGAUCACUUGAUUCUGCUGGUCCUGGGGACGUUGUUAUGCUAAGCCUGUACUCUUAAACUCCACAUUGGAAUUGAAAGAUUACUUUGUUA
Molecule: messenger RNA, 1332 nt
Organism: Physcomitrium patens
Lineage: Eukaryota; Viridiplantae; Streptophyta; Bryopsida; Funariales; Funariaceae
Product: chaperonin-like RbcX protein 2, chloroplastic
Biological process (GO): ribulose bisphosphate carboxylase complex assembly
Molecular function (GO): protein folding chaperone
Source: RefSeq, a predicted model, not a curated record